GUGCUGCACUCCACAAAUUGUGUGUCCUUUAAUUCCACCGUGUAGAAACACAGCUGUGUUGAGUUUGACAAGCAAUCUUUGGAUUAUCAUAAAACUUCGCGUGGUGAAAUGUCAAACAAUUUGUUGCAAUGGUGUUUGGAGCAGUUACAGCACCAGUUUGGUCUGGAGGCAUCUGAAGAUAUUGUCAAAUACAUUAUAUCCAUUGAAAAUGCUGAGGAGAUUGAGGAGUAUGUGGGCGACCUUCUCCAGGGCACAGAUGGUAGGAAAGGACAGUUUAUUGAAGAGUUCCUCUGCAGGUGGAGGAAGAGUCAAAGACAGGCUGGAGAUACGUCUGGUCUUUUCAUCCUCACAGAGUCAAUGUCUGCAACAGACUCCCAAGAUAUAACCAAAGAUUCCCAGAAGAAGUCUAAACGUAAGGGUCGGAACAAACAAGAGGUGUUGACUGUGAGUCAAAUGGACCCUGAGCCAGAAGCAGUCAAAACCCCCAUGGAUCUGAUGAGGGUUCAAGAAAGGACCAGUACUUCUUCAACUAAGAAGAAAAAUAAGUUCACAAACCUUUAUGGUAAAGAGGGCCAAGACAAGCUGACGGUCGUACUACCCGGCCGACAUGGCUGCGAGUGCCUUGCUCAGAAGCACAGGCUCAUUAACAACUGCAUCAGCUGUGGUCGCAUUGUAUGCGAGCAAGAGGGGUCCGGCCCUUGCCUCUUCUGUGGUAGUCUGGUCUGCACCAAAGAGGAACAGGAGAUUCUGCUGAGAGACUCAAACAAAAGCCAGAAACUAAGAAAGAAGCUGAUGGGAGAUUGCGGUGACAAAGAUUACCUGGCGCAUCAAGAAGCCAAAAUGAAGGCUGGUUUAGAGAAGGCUGUCCAGCAUAAAGACAAACUUCUGGAAUAUGACCGAACUAGUGUCAAGAGAACUCAGGUACUUGAUGAUGAGUCUGAUUACUUUGCCACUGACUCUAAUCAGUGGUUGUCACCCGCUGAGCGCGACAAGCUAAAAAAAAAGGAAGAGGAGCUCCGUGACCUUCGGCAUGCGUCUCGCAAAGAUCGGAAAAUCACCUUGGACUUUGCUGGUAGACAAGUCCUUGAUGAGGGAAACAACCUGAACGAAUACUACAACAGAUUAGAUGAGACCCUGCAGGCAAUGAACACCAACGCUGCGGCAAAAUCCCCACUGUGUAAAGGACAAGGAGUACAUCAAAACCUCAGAGAUCUCGUAAACCCCAACAUAAGGCAGAGCGCGCCAGAAUGGGUAGAUGUUGGCAGCAGGGGAAACAAAAGAAACACGGAGAAAGGACAGAGUUUGGCACAAGAUAAUAAAGGGGCCAGGUUGCGUCUUCAAGACAAAGAGCUGCAGGAAAUGAGUGACGGUGGCUGGUGUCUGAGCAUGCACCAACCAUGGGCAUCGCUACUCGUCAGAGGCAUCAAGAGAGUCGAGGGUCGAACUUGGUACACUUCCCACCGAGGCCGUCUUUGGAUUGCUGCAGCGGCCAAGAAGCCCACUCCUCAGGAGAUUGCUGAGGUGGAGGCCAUGUACUGCUCUAUCUACAAAAAAGAGCGCAGGUUUCCUUCUGACUAUCCCACUGGCUGCCUGCUGGGCUGUGUCAAUGUCACCGAUUGCCUUUCUCAGGAACAGUUUAAAGAGCAGUUUCCCGGUACAUGCGACGAGUCUGCUUCCCCAUUCGUCUUCAUAUGCACUAACCCCCAGGAGCUGCUGGUGAAAUUUCCAAUGAAAGGGAAGCACAAGAUCUCUUUGGUUUUCUGUUUGGUCUUUGCUGUUCAGUUCAUGGCAUCUGCCCCCAAUGAGGAAUUCCUGAGAGGGAAACUGGAGAGUCAAUACCACCAGGGUGCCAAGAAGGGGCUGGUCGCUUCGGCCGCAGAGUGACGUCCCAACGAACGGAAUGAGGAAGAAUGAACCGACAAGCCACUGGUCUGUUUCACAUCCAGUUCAGAAUAAUAGCAGUGUGUUUGAAUAGCAGUAAAAGUUCAAAAUCCUUACAAUAACAUUCUUAUUUUAAUGCAUUGAAAAUGUGAUGGGAACAUUGCAUCUUCUAUUCUAAGUCCAAACAAGAAAAGAGUGAUUUUUUUCCCCCUGUAAAAAGACUUAAGAAAACUGACUUUUUUUUUUGCAAACUCAAAAUAUUUACUGAUUAAACUGAACAAUGCUUGGCUUCGCAUAUGCGUCCCCAAGGCUGAAUUUUCACAAUUCUUUUUUUUUUGGUUACCCAGGAAGCUCAAAUUGUAUUUGAGUCAUGCCUGUAUAAGGAGAAAUGACCCAUGGAUUGGAUUCUUGAAUAAAAAAAUGAUGUACGUAUUGAAUAUCUGGUGACUUAAGUGCAGCAUGAACACACAGAAGAGAAAAAUCCAGUCAAUGCGAGCCUGACGUCAUCAAAGUACCGUAAAUUCCGGACUAUAAGCCGCGCCUUUUUUCCAAAAUUUUGAACCCUGCGGUUUAUAGUCAGGUACGGCUUAUAAAAGGAUUUUUUUUCGUGAUUUUUGUGAUGACUUGAUCACUUUUAUACACUGCGGUAUCUUGAAGAAAAAAACAACAACAAAAAUACUAUUUUGAAACACUACUAUGGCUGCUGCUUAUUCUGGCUGUGUUGCUUGUGACUAUUAUGAGCUUUAGUAGGAAUGCACGCUAGGUGACCUGUGUCAAAGGGCUCUAAACCCUUCGUCACAGGCAAUGUUUAGAAAGACAUGUUAAAGUAUGUUAUUAAAACUUUAAAAAGGCUUUCUGUGAACGGUCUUUCUUUGUAAAAAAAACGCGUGUGCACGUGCGGCUUAUAGUCCGGUGCGGUUUAUAUAAGAAAAAAACUAAAAUAUCCCCCAAUUUUAGCUGGUGCGGUUUAUAGUCCGGUACGGCUUAUAGACCGGAAUUUACUGUAGAUCGAUUGGUGACGUUCACCUAUGUAUGCUCAAACAACAUAAAAAAAAAACACAUGAAACUAUCCCUUUAAAUGUGCUCGUACUCUGUCAAAAACUGAAAUGGCACGUAGAC
Molecule: messenger RNA, 3000 nt
Organism: Syngnathus typhle (broad-nosed pipefish)
Lineage: Eukaryota; Metazoa; Chordata; Actinopteri; Syngnathiformes; Syngnathidae
Gene: trip4
Product: thyroid hormone receptor interactor 4
Exons: 14
Coding region: 109-1884 (591 amino acids)
Biological process (GO): positive regulation of DNA-templated transcription
Cellular component (GO): nucleus
Molecular function (GO): zinc ion binding; transcription coactivator activity
Source: RefSeq, a predicted model, not a curated record